Molecule: messenger RNA, 1082 nt
Organism: Andrographis paniculata
Lineage: Eukaryota; Viridiplantae; Streptophyta; Magnoliopsida; Lamiales; Acanthaceae
Product: NDR1/HIN1-like protein 26
Exons: 1
Coding region: 233-904 (223 amino acids)
Biological process (GO): defense response to other organism
Source: RefSeq, a predicted model, not a curated record
UCUCCACGCCAACCACUUUAAUUUCUUCACAUGUUCAUCGUCCAAUUUCAUUCUCUAUUUCAAUUUAUUAAUUUUCUAAUCUUCAAAAAGAUCACACACUGCAUGAUUCCUUUCUUUCCAUCGGCGUAAACAGACCAACAAAAAUAAUUAAUUCCUCAUAUUAUAUAUAUAUAUAUAUGUACAAACAUAUAAUGGCGGAUUCAUCUGUGUCCGUUCAUCCUAGCCCACAAAAAUGCGGUCGCCGGAAAACAGGAUUCCGAUCAGAGCGACGCCGGAGAUGAUGAAGCGGCACCACUCGGCACACUACUACGCCCACCGCGUGAAGGAGAGUCUGACGACCAGAGUCUCGAAGCUCGUCUGCACCAUCUUCCUCGGCCUCCUCUUCCUCGUCGGAAUCAUCACCUUCAUCCUCUGGCUCAGCCUCCGCCCCCACCGCCCCCGCUUCCACGUCCAGCAAUUCUCCAUCCCCGCCCUCGCCGCCGCCGCCGAGGGCUUCGAGAACGCCCAGAUUAUCUACAACGCCACCGUCCGCAACUCCAAUCAGAACAUCGGGAUUUACUACGACUCCUCCGCCAUCACCGUCUUCUACGAGGAUCAGAGCAUCGGCGGCGCGCCGGUGCUCUUCCCGUUCUACCAGGAGCCGAAAAACACGACGGUUAUCGCCGGAGUGCUGGGCGGCGCGUCGCUGACGGUGACGAAUCAGCGGUGGCAGCAGUUCCUGGCGGCCCGGGCCCGCGGGGAGGUGGUUUUCCGGCUGGAGAUCACGUCGACGAUUCGGUUCAAGAUAUCGUCGUGGGACAGCAAGCGCCACCGGGUCCACGCCAACUGCCCGGUCGGGGUUGGGCCGGACGGUUUGAUACUCCCAGCUUAUAGAGAUAGGAAAUGCCCGGUUUACUUCAGCUAAUUAAUAUUCUUUCUAGUAUUCUUCUACUGCUGUUAUUUUGUAUUUUUAUUGUUAUUUUUUGGAUCAUUUUCUUUUUUAUGUAUUCAAUAUUUCAAUUAUUUGAUUUGAUACUGCUGUAUUACCGAAGAACGAUGUAUCUGCUUCAAUUGAUCCGAACCUUAAUUAAAAUAACUCUAAA